GGGAUGAUUUUCAAAAAAAAGUAUCGAUAGUUUCCAGCUGUUAGCUUUUCCAUGCAGUUUAGUUCAUUGGCUUAUAAAUAAAUUAAACUUCUCAAGCACAUUACCAAUAACAGCCUAGCUGGAGAGAAUACAUCCGUCAAGGACAGCAGUGACGACCUCACGACGAGAUUAGAGGAACAAAUUUGGAAAAGAAUUGAGUUUAUGGAGAAAACAAAAACUUUACGGCCUUGGACCGUUCUCAAAGAUAAAUACGCAAGCUUAAAAUUACAAAACUAAUCCACAAUGAUAUUGUCUGAAGAGAAAGGAAACAAUCAACCGACUAAGAAUGGAGGAUCCUCUAACAAUGGCACCCAAAACAUAAACCCAAGAAAUGCAUUAAAUUACCACGACGAUAUUGGAUCCUUCGAAGAACCUCUUCGGAAUAUGAGAAACUCUAUAAGAUUCCCAUAUGUGUUGGAUUCAACAGAUAUAUUUCAAAAUGGAGGAGACCAAGAAGAAUACAUGGCUUUUGAAAACAAUAGAUUUGAAAUGGAAAAGACCAAACUAGAGUUAUUAAAACAGAAAUGUAAAGUGGAAAAAGAGCAACUGGAAGCACUGAACGUUCAUCUGGAAAAACAAUUACAUGAGAUGGAAUGAUAGAAAUAUAAAAGGUUUUUUAGCUAAAGAUUUUUGUAAGUUAAAUGUGAUAUAAAUAAUGAGUCAUUGACUGGUGUAAUAUUUAAGUAAAAAUAAAUGUGAAAUUUUAGAAUCGUA
Molecule: messenger RNA, 753 nt
Organism: Drosophila ananassae
Lineage: Eukaryota; Metazoa; Arthropoda; Insecta; Diptera; Drosophilidae
Exons: 3
Coding region: 283-636 (117 amino acids)
Source: RefSeq, a predicted model, not a curated record